Xylaria bambusicola is the source of this 2799-nucleotide messenger RNA. RefSeq lists its product as uncharacterized. Bases 517 to 2583 code for a protein of 688 amino acids. Lineage: Eukaryota; Fungi; Ascomycota; Sordariomycetes; Xylariales; Xylariaceae. The transcript has a single exon. The record is from RefSeq and is a predicted model, not a curated record.
CUCUAUUACCCUCUAGGAAGUACACGUAGGUACGUAGGUAGUCGCAUCAUAUGGCGUACAUAUUAGGUACAGCUUCCUGAUGACGUUGGGCAAAUCGUUCGUCUCACCCAGCGCAGAAGCACCCACCACGGUACUUGGUCAGAACAUUGGGUAGAACAUUAAGUGGCCACUAGACGGUGCAGCCAUAGGCGCCCUACAGGUGAGCGUUGGGCCCAUCCACGUUGGCUAGGGAUACACAGUAAGUACCUGCCCAAGUACCUGCCUCUGUAGAUACUGUACCAAGGAUAGGACUCGCAGAAGGAAGUUAUUACCCCCCCGCACCCCUCUCUUCCCUCACCUACAUUUUCAUGGCCAUCCCAUUACUCGUACCUGGCCUAACACAAACUCAAUCGACGACGUUCCAGUAGUACUGUUUAUUUUGUUACCUGGCUGUUUUGUCCGAGUCAAGUCCAUAUUCUGGCCGUAUUCUGGCACUCCCUUAGCAGCUGAAGCACUAGACCGAACGGUUCCGUCGUCAUGUCGGCUUAUGACCAAUAUGACGCCCCUCCGCGGGACCAUCAUCACCACCACCAAUCUCGUCGCUACUAUGACGAUCGCCGCGAACGCGAGAGGGCAGAGCCGCGCGUCGUCGAAACACAGGAAACCUACUACAGGGUGAACCCAAAUUCUCGCAACGCUCUGGUCCCUCGCGAGAACAGCGAUCUGUCAGUCGAGGAGGUGAGGCGCGACUUCCCGCCCCCUGGCUAUUCUAGAGAUAUCCGCCGCGCAAGGUCGGCCGAGCCUGCCCAUGACGACUAUUAUCAUGACCCGCGUCGCUCUUAUGACAAGGUCUCGAGCCGUGGCAAGAAACCCGGCAGCAUUUACUAUGAGGAGGAGGAAAGGACGCGCAAGCGCGUUCUGAGCAAGCAGGAAAAGAUCAUUGCCGCCGUCGCCGGCGGUCUCAUCGCCGCUGGUGCCAAGGAAGUCUGGGACCGCCGCGAAGCGAAACAGGAGGGCACCGAUAUUCAUCGCAAUAUCGCGGCCUCGGCUGCUCUUGGCGCUGCCGGUGCCCUUGCUGGUUACCAAGGUGCCGAUUUCUAUAACAAGCAUCAGAACAAGGAGGAUAAAAAGUCGACCUAUAUGAUUCACAAAGGCCGUGAUGGUCGUAUGGUUGAAUACUACUCUGACGAAGACGAAGACCCUCGAUCCCACAAGGGCAAUAAAUCUUUCCUCGAAAGUGCACUCUCCGCCGCGGGACUUGGUGGUGCCAUUAAGGCACUCACCGGCGGCGACAAUGAUAGAGAGAGCCGCCCUGGUUCGAGAAGCCGUCGUGGCUCCCCUGACUCCCAUCGCUCACGAGACAACCCGUCAGCCAGGAUGCAAAAGGCGGCCAAGGCAUCACUGAUUGCUGGUGCUGCUGAAGCAUUCCGUGUUGCUAAGGAGCCCGGUGGCUGGAAGGGUGAGAAGAUGAAGCGUGUCAUCACUGCGGCCGCCGGUGCUGCGACCAUCGACGCCGCCCAUGAUCCGACCAAGGACAGCAAGCGGCACUUGGUUGAAUCCGUCAUCGGUGGUCUAGUGGGCAACAGAAUGCUCAAUGGCUCCCGAAAGGAUAUUGAAGAGGACCGUUCUACAGGAAGAAGUCGCAGUCGUUCCCGCGCCCGGUCGGGCAGCAGAGGCCAUGGGCCCGGACUCGCAGCACUAGCGACAGCGGGUUUAGGCGCGCUCGGCGCAAAGAAACUAGUAGAUCGUAGUCGAUCUCGUUCUCGCGCUCGCAGCGAUGAUUCUUAUGAUACCCGGGAUGAUUCUCGAAGGAGGCGCAGCCGCAGCCGCAGCAUUGUCGAUGGCGCACGACGCAGCCUUGCCAAGAUCGGACUGGGCAAUGGACCAGAUGACCGACGCGACGAUCGCUCCUACGACAGCCACUCACCUCGAGGGGGUCGUCGCGAUCGGUACUACGACGACGACGAAGAUUAUUACAUGAGGGGAGGAAGGGGUCCAGAAGAUGACUACUACGAUGAACGCUCACGUGGGGGGCGCAGUCGGAGCCGGUCUCAUUCACGAGGUAGGUCAAGUUCACUUUCAAGCAGCGAUCUGGGAGAUUCGGACACCGAUAGAAAAACAACGAGCAAGAUGCGGAGGAAACAAAUCCUUACAGCCGGCCUAGCCAGUGUCGCCACCAUUCACGCUGCCCAUAGCGUAUACCAAAGUGUGCAGGCAAGAAAUGCGAGACACAAGGCAGUGCAGCAAGGCAAGCUGAGCCCGCAAGAGGCCAAGAAGCUUAAGUCGAAGGCCAUAAUGCAAGACGCGGCCUCAGUCGGCAUUGCAGCAUUGGGUAUCAAGGGCGCCCUUUCCGAGGUCAAAGAAGCCCGAGAACAGUCGAAGUCGAUAACCGAGUGGAAGGAAGAGAGAGAGAGGCGUCAUCAAAAGCGUAUCGAAAGGCUCAAGCGGGCGAAUGAUGACCACUACGGUAGAUCUCGGGCUAAUGGCUGGGCUACCUCUGCUACUCCGCAAGAACAUCGCUAUACUGAUGCGCCGCGCUAUGUAGAUGCAAAUCCCUACUCCGCUACUUUGCCAGCACCGCCCGUUGGCUACAAUGGGCGGUGAGGCUGAGCUCGUUUCAAUACUCAACUCUCCGUUAAACCGUAGAUAGCAUCUACAUCUUGUGCCAGAUUCUCAUUCACACCACUGCUAUAAGCUCAAUUCUCCAUACACACUGUACACAUAUACCUUGUGCGGCUUGUUGCAAAUAUACGACUUAUGAUAACGACACAUUUUGCUUUUCUAAUACGAGGAAUCUAUUACAUGGAAAACAGUCUGGGU